AUGGGACCAUCGAUUAGGUCUCCAAAAGCGCUCUAUCUGCUUCCGCUUAUUGCAAUUGUCCUGCUCUGCCUGCGAUGGUUUACCCCGCAACUUCCCAAUCUGAUACAGGAGAAUACAAAACCCAAGUUGGCCUACGCGACGUUAUUGCUACCAGACACAAGUUCCAACCCCUCCCGCAAGACAGACCUAUACUUCCUCAGCACCCGGAUCCUCAAUUACCAGCUCCUCCACGACAAACGCACACGCACAACGCGCGCGAUACCCUUUCUUGUCCUUGUCACGUCUGACAUUCCUCCGUGGAAAUGCGAUCACUUGAAGCGGGAAGGCGCUACUAUCGUGCGAGUGGAAAAACUUGAUGUAGAUUGGAUUAAGCCGGGGCACGAGAGAUGGCGGAACGUCAUGAUCAAGCUAAGGCUUUUCGAACUCCUGAAAUACGAUCGGAUUCUGUUCCUAGACGCAGACACGUUUCUUUUUAAACCUCUCGACGGCGUAUUCGCAGAUCCCGCAGCACAAAUCCAGCAGACUCUGCAACAGGCGAGCAUUGAGCCUGACGAAAGCCCUCUUCCCGAAUCGUAUGUCUUCGGAACCAGCUCCGAAGUCACGACCGCAAGCCACUCAUACCCGCCUGUGCCGAUGGGGUAUUUCAACGCCGGGUUCUUCGUCAUGUCUCCAUCGCUCAAGCUCUUCACAUAUUACCUCUCACUCUUCGGUAACACCAGCCGCUUCGAUACCACGUAUCCCGAGCAGAAUCUUUUGAAUUAUGCGCACAGGGAGGAUCGUAAUAUGCCUUGGGGUCGGCUCAAUUAUAGCUGGAAUAUCAAUUUGCCGCUUCCGCGGGAUGUGGAAAUGGGGGUUGCGAGUGUUCAUGCGAAGUUGUGGGCCAAGGGGAACGAGCUGACGCCUAUUGAGCAGGAAUUGCAGGAUAUUUGGCGGGUGAAGAGGGAGGAGAUGGAGAUAUGGACGGGAUUUGGGAGUGGUAGAAUGUGA
Messenger RNA from Lachnellula hyalina, 987 nucleotides. RefSeq names its product Meiotically up-regulated protein (gene mug136). The transcript has a single exon. NCBI's taxonomy places the organism in Eukaryota, Fungi, Ascomycota, Leotiomycetes, Helotiales, Lachnaceae. Gene Ontology annotation, biological process: protein N-linked glycosylation. The record is from RefSeq and is a predicted model, not a curated record. Gene Ontology annotation, molecular function: glycosyltransferase activity. Bases 1 to 987 code for a protein of 328 amino acids.